AUGUCCUCUUGUCCUGUCACUCAUUCCCUGGAAGAAGAGCCCAAGCCUCACCUGGCUGCAACCUCCUGUCAGCUGGCCCUGCUGAAGAUGAGCACCGUGUUCCUCCUGCUCCUGGUGUCCGUGGGGAAGGUUGGAGCUGAGCUGGAGAAAGGAGUGCCCAGGCGGGCGCCGCGGCGCCUGUCGUGCGUGCGAUGCUGUGGCCCUUCGGAGCAGCCUGUGUCCAUCAUCUCCUCACGGCACAGCAGGAUGAGCAGUGACCCUGCCUAUUCGGUGCCCAAGGUUCAGCCCACUAUAGAUAUCACCAUCCUCAAAGGUGAGAAGGGUGAAAUGGGGGAGAAAGGCUACCCUGGAGCAGUUGGGAAGGCAGGAGAAAGAGGCCUACGUGGCUUGGAUGGAAGGAAGGGACAGAAAGGCCAGCCUGGCCCACAAGGCCACUCUUGCAAGCACCUCUAUGCUGCCUUCUCGGUGGGUCGGAGAAAACCUCUUCACAGCUCAGACUACUUCCAGCAUGUCACGUUUGACACUGAGUUUGUGAACCUCUAUAAGCACUUCAACAUGUUCUCGGGCAAGUUCUUCUGCUACGUUCCAGGAAUCUACUACUUCAGCCUGAAUGUCCACACCUGGAACUUCAAGGAGACCUACCUGCACUUGAUGAAGAACGAGGAGGAGGUGGCCAUCCUCUACACCCAGCCCAGCGAUCGGAGCAUCAUGCAGAGCCAGAGCCUGAUGCUGGAGCUGCAGGAAGGAGAGGAGGUCUGGGUGAGGAUGUUCAAGAGGGAGAGAGAAAAUGCCAUUUACAGUGAGGAGUCUGAUGUUUACAUCAUCUUCAAUGGCCACUUAAUCAAGCCAGCUGUAGAGUAG
Molecule: messenger RNA, 861 nt
Organism: Acanthisitta chloris (rifleman)
Lineage: Eukaryota; Metazoa; Chordata; Aves; Passeriformes; Acanthisittidae
Gene: C1QTNF8
Product: C1q and tumor necrosis factor related protein 8
Exons: 3
Coding region: 1-861 (286 amino acids)
Molecular function (GO): protein binding
Source: RefSeq, a predicted model, not a curated record